Messenger RNA from Ceratotherium simum simum (southern white rhinoceros), 2328 nucleotides. It is a transcript of the gene DBNL, whose product is annotated as drebrin like. Lineage: Eukaryota; Metazoa; Chordata; Mammalia; Perissodactyla; Rhinocerotidae. Gene Ontology annotation, biological process: neuron projection morphogenesis; positive regulation of dendritic spine morphogenesis; regulation of actin filament polymerization. Gene Ontology annotation, molecular function: actin filament binding. The record is from RefSeq and is a predicted model, not a curated record. Gene Ontology annotation, cellular component: postsynaptic membrane; lamellipodium; postsynaptic density.
GGCGGGGCUUCCGGUCGUCGGGGGCGGGCCGGGCCCGGAAGCUGCAGCAGCGGCAAGGGGAUCUCGGUCCUGGCCAUGGCUGCAAACCUGAGCCGGAACGGGCCUGCGCUGCAAGAGGCCUACGUGCGGGUGGUCACCGAGAAGUCCCCGACCAACUGGGCUCUCUUUACUUAUGAAGGCAACAGCAAUGACAUCCGUGUGGCUGGCACUGGGGAGGGGGGCCUGGAGGAGAUGGUGGAGGAGCUCAACAGCGGGAAGGUGAUGUACGCCUUCUGCAGGGUGAGGGACCCCAACUCCGGCCUGCCCAAGUUUGUCCUCAUCAACUGGACGGGCGAGGGUGUGAAUGAUGUGCGGAAGGGAGCAUGCGCCAACCACGUGAGCACCAUGGCCAGCUUCUUGAAGGGGGCCCACGUGACCAUCAACGCGAGGGCCGAGGAGGACGUGGAGCCCGAGUGCAUCAUGCAGAAGGUGGCUAGGGCCUCGGGUGCCAACUACACUUUCCACAGGGAGAGCGGCCGCUUCCAGGACAUGGGCCCCCAGGCCCCAGUGGGCUCUGUGUACCAGAAAACCAACGCUGUAUCCGAGAUCAAAAGAGUUGGCAAAGACAGUUUCUGGGCCAAAGCAGAGAAGGAGGAGGAGAACCGCAGGCAGGAGGAGAAGCGGCGGCUGGAGCAGGAGCGGCGGCAGCUGGAGCAGGAGCGGCGGGAACGGGAGCUGCGUGAGGCCGCCCUCCGGGAGCAGCGCUACCUGCAGCAGGAUGGCGAGGCUGGCCCCCAGAGCAGGAAGUAUGAGCAGCAGGAAGUGGUUUCGAGGAACAGAGAGGAGCAGGAGCCUGUCAGUCAGCAGCCAGCACACCCACGGGAGAUUUUCAAGCAGAAGGAGAGGGCCAUGUCUACCACAUCUAUUCCCAGCCCUCAGCCAGGCAAGCUGAGGAGCCCUUUCCUGCAGAAGCAGCUCACCCAACCAGAGCCCACCCUGGGCAGGGAGCCAGCUCAUACCACCUCAAGGCCCAGGGCAGAUCUUCGUGAGGAACCGGCACCCAGUGCCCCUCCGGGUCCAGUGCAGGAAGAAGAGGAGGCUGUGUACGAGGAGCCCCCAGAGCCGGAGACCCUCUACGAGGAGCCCCCAGUGGUGCAGCAAGAUCCUGGCUCUGAGCACGUAGACCACUACCCGAGUCUGAGUGGGAAAGGGCUCUGUGCCCGGGCCCUUUACGACUACCAGGCAGCCGACGAGACCGAGAUCUCCUUUGACCCUGAGAACCUCAUCACGGGCAUCGAGGUGAUCGACGAAGGCUGGUGGCGUGGCUAUGGGCCGGAUGGCCACUUUGGCAUGUUUCCCGCCAACUAUGUGGAGCUCAUUGAGUGAGGACCCUCCACUGCUGGCCAAGGCCGAGGCCCAUCUUUCCUUUCCCCACCCUGAUGCGGUUUCCUUAUUGCUGGGGGAGGUGGUGUGAGGGUUGUGUACAGCACUCUUCCAGGAAUGGAACCCCCCCCCCGCCCCACCGCCAUGAGGACAAGCCCUCAGGCUCCCUCUGGCCUGGGUGGCUCAGCCUGUCACCCCAAAUGCAGCAAUAACCUGGUGAUUCCCAAACAUGCUUCCAGCAGCCUCCCAGGCCCUCCCAACCAGUCUGGCCUUGACCCCAACAGAGGACACUGAGCCAAGUCCCGCCCAUGACCAGCCCCUUGGUGACCUCUGCCUGAGGAGAACAGCACUGCCAAGCUAUGGAGUCUGAGCAGGGGCAUCUAGAGGCCUCCUCUGCAUUUGCCUCUUUUUCCUUUUCCGCUUGGCUCUUAAGGGAUGGUGGCUACAGCAUUUGGUGACCCUUGGGAACAGUGAACUUAGCAGAGUUUAUGACCAAUGUCAGAGUGGGUCUUGACAGUUUGGGCAGCCUAGUUCAUUUUUCUGGGUCCUCUCUGCUCCCCGUUCUCUGUCCCUCUGCCUGGGCUGUGGGCAGUAGGGAGAGGGAUGACCAACCCCCCAUCUGAGUGGGUUAAGGAAGGUGUGAAAACAUCAGCAGACACGACGUGACCUUCCGUGUGGCUCACUCUUGUCUGCUGGCCCAUGUGUGCCUCUCAGCUGAUUCUGGUUCAGGAAGAGUAACCAGAGUGGCCUGUGCCUGCUGUCUUCCCUCUAUGUCUGUCCCAGCCCUCACAUUUCUGCUUUUGGAGUAAGAAUUGCCCCACAUAGGCCCCAGCUCUCAUCCACCCAGUUGUAGCCUGAAUGCCCCCGAGUGGAAACAAACCCUUUCCUGGGUAUCUGAGGUGUGCGUGCGCCUCUGGCCGACCAUCAGCCACCUGGAAGAGGCAUAAACGUUAAGAUGUGAUUGAA